Messenger RNA from Exaiptasia diaphana, 744 nucleotides. RefSeq lists its product as uncharacterized. The transcript has a single exon. The record is from RefSeq and is a predicted model, not a curated record. The coding region runs from base 1 to 744 and encodes 247 amino acids. NCBI's taxonomy places the organism in Eukaryota, Metazoa, Cnidaria, Anthozoa, Actiniaria, Aiptasiidae.
AUGUUCCACCAAGUCAAAGUAAAUCCUGCUGAUUAUGACGCAUUCCGGUUUCUAUGGUGGCCUGAUGAUGACCUCAGCAAAGAUCCUGUCGACUACCGCAUGGAAGUACAUCUAUUUGGCGCAACGUCGUCACCGAGCUGCUCUAGUUAUGCGCUGCAAAGAACUGCUCAUGACUAUAGUCAUUUAUUCUCUGAUGAAGCUGUAAGUACCGUUAAGAACAAUUUCUACGUAGAUGAUUGUUUGAAGUCGGUCAAGACAAGCGAGGAAGCUAUAAGUUUAGUAAAAGAACUUACAGACAUGCUAUCGAUGGGAGGCUUUAGACUGACCAAGUGGCUAAGUAAUGACCCAGACGUGAUAGGAUCCAUCCCUGAAAGUGAAAGAUCGGCGAAGGUACUCGAUCUCGACAUGGACAAGGAAAGGCUUCCGGUUGAGAGGACAUUGGGUCUAAAAUGGGACAUGCACGCAGACAAGUUCAUCUUUGAUGUAAUGCCUAAGGAGAAGCCAGCUACGCGGAGAGGAAUCCUGUCUGUCACAAGCUCCGUAUACGACCCUCUAGGAUUUCCUAGCCAAUCCUUGUUCGUAAUUCAUACCACGUGCAGUAACUGGAAAUCGGAGGAAGUUACUAGGCGUACUGAAUUAAUUUUGAUCCAGUUUCUCCGUACUGAAUUAAUUUUGUUCCAGUUUCUCCAAGCUGAUUUAAUUUCUCAGAUAAUUUCAAAGUCCAAGUUAUUGAAGUUCUUUUAA